Messenger RNA from Abrus precatorius (Indian licorice), 662 nucleotides. RefSeq names its product dynein light chain 2, cytoplasmic-like. The transcript has 3 exons. Gene Ontology annotation, biological process: microtubule-based process. Gene Ontology annotation, cellular component: dynein complex. NCBI's taxonomy places the organism in Eukaryota, Viridiplantae, Streptophyta, Magnoliopsida, Fabales, Fabaceae. Gene Ontology annotation, molecular function: dynein light intermediate chain binding; dynein intermediate chain binding. The coding region runs from base 119 to 448 and encodes 109 amino acids. The record is from RefSeq and is a predicted model, not a curated record.
AACUUGUUACAAGUGACUCAUUUUGCUUUAUUGCUUUGCUUCAUUAUAAUUUUUAAGCAUUUCCAUUCUCUUUGUUUGCCAAUAUUGUUUGUUGUGGUGAAUUUUCCUUUAGUUCAUCAUGCUAGAAGGCAAGGCUGUGAUUGGUGAGACUGACAUGCUUCAGACUAUGCAGCAAGAUGCCCUGAAUUUAGCAUCCAAAGCACUCGAUUUCUUCGAUGUCACUGAGGCCAUUGAGAUAGCCCGAUUUAUAAAGAAGGAAUUUGACAGGAUGCAUGGACCUGGUUGGCAGUGCAUUGUAGGCACUGAUUUUGGUUCCUUUGUGACUCACUGUUGUGGCUGUUUCAUCUAUUUUUGCAUAGGCAAUUUGGCCAUUUUGCUCUUUAGGGGCUCAGGUGCUCCAGAGGCACAUGAAAAUCAGUUCUCAGCACUAGAGGCAGCCAAGACAUAAAUUCAUUUCCUAAUUUUCCAUCAGUUUAGACUCUUCUGUAUUUUUGUUAAUUCCAUGUAAUAGAAAUCUAGAACAAAAUUCACGGUUUCAGGAAAAAACAAUUAGACAUGUCAAUUUAUUUAUUUAUAUGGGAUCAUCAAUAUCUGAAUAUCAUAUUAGGUAUUUGAUUAAUUCAGAUUGGUAAAAUUACUGUACACGUCUACAUGACAAAGAA